AUGCCCUCACGACCCGCCGAACGCCCACUGAAGGUUCUCGUUGCACUGACCAACCCGUCCGCCUUCAAGUUUGGUUGUUCAGUGGUUGCGCGCCUACACCGACUCGAGAAUGUCUCCCUCCAGAUCAUAGCGUGCAACCCGUUUCCCACCUCACCCUUCACGGCCGUCUCACCCACCCUCGAGCCUGUCUGGCACACCUACGAUGUCGAGAGCCAUGCAACGCCCGGGUGGCAGCAUGCAGACUUUGUCGAGACACAGGUCGCAGGGUACUGCUCCUGGGCCGACUUGCUCGUCCUUGCGCCGCUCGACGCCGAGAACAUGGCACGCAUGCUGCACGGCUUCACCAGCAGCCUGCACAUGCAGAUACUGCGCAGCUGGGACGUCUCCAAGAAGAUCCUGCUCAUACCGGGCAUGUCGACGCAGAUGUGGGAGAAUCCCAUGUCCAAGAAGCAGAUCACCAAGAUCAAGAAGAAGAUGAACUGGAUCCGCGUCCUGCCUCCGCUGCUGUGGAAGUUCGACCAGACCGGCAGGAAGCACGUACCGUGGGGUGGGCACAAGGAGUUUAGUGAAUCCGUACAGACGCAGAUCGACUUGAUGGCGGUCGGCGACGGCACCGUCACCCUUCCCACUGCACAUCUGCCGACGAUGAUGCCGACCAAGAGCAAAGGACCGCGCCUGCCACCAGAGCUGUGGUCCAUGAUUCUCGAGUGUACCGAAGACUGGGAGCUGGCUACCACGCUCAAUGUGCACACCAACCUGCCCGUCCCUCGCGAGUGGCAACAGGCUGCCAGUGAAGCAGGGCCCAAAACACAGAUGCAGAAGCUGGGCUGGGCACUCCUCACCCGCAGCUACACCGACAUUGCCCGCAUGUUUGAUGCGGAGCGACCCACCCGCAUUCCCCGCACGUGCCUCGACCUGAUUAUGCGCUUUGCCAUGGUGCCUGUGCUCAAGCACCUCGAAUACCACCACAAGGAUCUCUUCUGGUCGCACUUUGGACACACGUUCCUCCCGCACAAAGCGUCCAUCUUCAGCAAGGUCGAGAUCCUCGACUACUGGCGCACGUCGCCUACCUUCCUCACCAAAGAGUACUCUGCCGAAGCCAUGGACAAUGCUUCUCGCACCAACUCGAUACAGGCCCUCGACUGGUGGUACAACUCGAGCCUCCCCCUCAAGUACACGGAAGCCGCUCUCGAGCAGGCCUCUUCCCAAGGCCACAUCUCUGUGCUGCAGUGGUGGAAGGAGCAUUCUCGGCACCGCACACCUCCCAUACCGGGUGAAGAAGCGCCUCCCGCGAAGCUGCGCGAUCCCCUGAAGCUCAAGGCCGGCAAGUCGAUAACGUACGCAACCCAGUCGGGGUGUCUGGACGCGAUCAAGUGGUGGGUCCACAGCGGCGUUCCCUUCUCGCACGAAGACACGGUCACCAAGAUUGCAUCCACGCACGGACACACCAAGAUCCUGGACUACUGGAGGUCGAUUCGUGGCGAGAAGAUGCUCUUUGACAACCAGGUGCUGGUCGGCCCCAGCAAGAUGGGCAGGGCAGACGUGCUGGAGUGGUGGAAGAAGAGCGGGCUGAAGGUCGAGUACAAGACGUGUGAUAUCGAGGAGGCGUUGGAGGACGGCGUCGAGGGCGAGGCGGGCGAGAGCGUGAGGCGGUGGUGGGCGGAGAACGGACUGAACCUGGGCGUUGGGACGAGCGAGUGGAUGAGGGUCAAGACGCUGGGUUCUUGA
Messenger RNA from Ascochyta rabiei, 1728 nucleotides. RefSeq lists its product as uncharacterized. The record is from RefSeq and is a predicted model, not a curated record. Gene Ontology annotation, biological process: coenzyme A biosynthetic process. Bases 1 to 1728 code for a protein of 575 amino acids. Gene Ontology annotation, molecular function: phosphopantothenoylcysteine decarboxylase activity; FMN binding. The transcript has a single exon. Gene Ontology annotation, cellular component: phosphopantothenoylcysteine decarboxylase complex. Lineage: Eukaryota; Fungi; Ascomycota; Dothideomycetes; Pleosporales; Didymellaceae.